UCAAACAUGUCUACUACCAGCGGGAUUGGAAGUUUUGGCAGUACAGCUUUGUUAGUCUCCUCCAUGACAGGUCCAGGCUUAUCCACCAUUCCUGCUAUGUUCCAGCAGUCCGGAUGGGCAGCUCCUGUGUUUAUCUUUAUCAUUGUUGCUUUUUUAUCAGGUUGUUCUGCUCUUUUUGUAUGUGAAGCUCUUUCCAAUAUCCGUGGCAAUGAAAAAUUUCAAGCCAAGGUUGAAUUGACUACUAUAGCUCAAGUUUACUUGGGCAAAAAAUAUCAUUAUUUUUUUCAAAUCAUGUUAUUUAUUGCCCUUCAAGCUGUUAAUGUUUCAAGUAUUAUCUUGGCCGCUCAGACAUUUGAUGGUAUGUUGAUCACUAUUUUCAAAGGUACUUGUGGUUUGGGUGUUUCUCCUGGAGGAUGGUUCUGUCAAACUUCUCAAGUCACUGAGGGUAAUUCCCCAUUUCCAUCAAGUGAUUAUUAUAUCUUCACCUUUGGAUAUCUUUUGACCUUGGUGAUGGUAAUGCCUUUGGGCUUUUUUAGUUUGGUGGAAAAUAUUGCUGUCCAAAUGACCUCCUUUAUUGUGCUGAUUGGAAUUCUUAUUCAAUGGUUGGUAGCAUUUGGUCAAAAUGGAUUUGACCCUUCUCUUCUUCCAGCAUCUGGGGCAAAUUCUACAACUGUCCUUGGUAUUGUCAUAUUCAAUUACAGUUAUAUUACAACGAUACCAUCAUGGGUUAAUAGUCUUAAACCUAAUGUGAAUAUUCAUAAAGUAUUAUGGAUUUCUGUGAUCAUCUCUACAAUAUUUUAUAUCCUUCUUGGAAUUUGCGGGGCCAUGGCGUAUCAAAUGUCAGCUUCAAGUGAUAUCCUUGCUAUUCUCAGCCAAAAUGGAAGCACGGCAUCAUUAGUGACUUGUUACUUGUUUCCAGUGGCAGCUUUAGUAACCUCAAUUCCAGUAUUCACCAUUGUCAUUCGAUCCAAUCUUUUACGUGGACAAAUUUGUAGUAGACCAUGGGCUGUUUUCUGGUCAAACUUCUUACCAUGGUUUGUUUGCAUUCCCUUGCAAACAAAGGAUUAUAUUGGUACAAUACAAAAUUGGAGUAGUCUCUUCUUCCAAUCGACUGUGAAUUUUAUCCUACCUUUUGUGCUUUACUUUGUGUCUCGUCGAGUGGUUGCUUCAGUAGAACCUUACAAUCAACAGCAGGAGGCUGCUGCAACAUCUGGACUUGCCUUACCCAUGUCACCUAAAGCCGCCAGCAGUAUUGGUGGAGCAGUCGAUGAACAAACCGAAGAGGAAAAGAAAAACAGCGUGGUGAUGUAUAAUCCAGAAGAUGACUGUUCCAUUUCCAUCCGUCGAUCUAAUAUUGCACCAUCCAAUAAACUUAGUCGUUUGGAACAACAAUCUCAUUUCAGUCGGUCACCUAAAUUUCCUUUGGGCAGUCGCGUGGCUGAUCAAUCGGUCAUCAGUCAUUCCAUGUUCAGUCCUCCUACUUCUCCUCGUUAUGGUGCUAAUGAUCCUCAAGCAGCAGCUGUCAUUCCAACCAUCGUGUGUAGUGAAAUUGAAACGGAACAGGCAAAGGAUUCACCUCGUAUUGAUACAUCUCGACCUCCUACAUCUCCUACUAUGCUAGUAACAACAACUCAUGUAGAUUCACCUCGUCUUUCAACUGCAUCUUCAGCAGGUAAUACUGGUUCAACAUUAGCAUCUGCCAAAGGACUUGGCAUCACGGAUUCAAAUUCUACACCUAUUGGAGCUGCUUCUACUACUACUACUGAUGCUGUUAUCGUGAGCUCUCCUACUGAUACACAACAACCGCAAAGCAAACGAUUACAACCUCAAUCACCCAAACAACGACAUCCAGCUGGUAGUCUUUCACCUGAUAUGUCUAGACCUGCACCAUCCUCACCCACACAGCAAUCACAACAACAACAACAUCGUCAUCAUCCUACUUCAACUUAUCAACAGACACCUCAUUCACCAACUCAGCAAGGAACAAACAAUCCUCAUUCCAUGAUUGCCAGUGUAUUAUCCGUCAGAUCAUCUGUGGUAACCCCUUACGAACAUGGUGGCGGUGAUGGUCAAAUAGACGAAAAAAUAGUUGAUGAAACAUUAAAACAAGAUGAUGAUCUGGAAGACGAACAAACGCAGGAAGAUAUGUUACGUGGCAAAUUUAUCGCAUUCAAGAAGCGUAAACGAUUCAAUCCUUUUUAUUUGGCUGUGCUCUCCAGUGGUGUUAUGGGUAUUGCCAUUGUUUUCAUGAUCAUUUACGAUGUUACUUUACUUGGAUUAGGAAAUGAUGUAUUUGGUUGAAAAAACAAGAGAACGAAACCUUUUUUGAUAGAAACUAUCCUCUUUGAUUGAUCGAUCUUUAAAUUUUUUUUUUUUUUUUACCCUCACUCUAUUAUAUAUCUGUAAUACUAAUAAAUUGUUUAAAUACAAAGAAAUGACGAUAAUGAUGAUAUAUGAUUUUUUUUUCUUUUUUGCAAUAUAGAAUUUCCCUUUUCAAAUAAUAAAAAGCUCCACUACAAAACAAAAGAAGAACAACCAAUAAAAUCUUGUAACCACAUAAAUCUUUACGCCCCGCCCCAGAAAAAAGAAAAAAAAAGUUCUCAACCAAAGUUGGUUCACCAGCAUAUUUUCUACUGAG
Halteromyces radiatus is the source of this 2638-nucleotide messenger RNA. RefSeq names its product transmembrane amino acid transporter protein-domain-containing protein. The transcript has 10 exons. The record is from RefSeq and is a predicted model, not a curated record. Lineage: Eukaryota; Fungi; Mucoromycota; Mucoromycetes; Mucorales; Cunninghamellaceae. The coding region runs from base 7 to 2301 and encodes 764 amino acids.